Plodia interpunctella (Indianmeal moth) is the source of this 1906-nucleotide messenger RNA. It is a transcript of the gene JTBR, whose product is annotated as JTBR. Gene Ontology annotation, biological process: mitotic cytokinesis. Gene Ontology annotation, cellular component: centrosome; membrane; spindle. The record is from RefSeq and is a predicted model, not a curated record. Bases 124 to 591 code for a protein of 155 amino acids. Lineage: Eukaryota; Metazoa; Arthropoda; Insecta; Lepidoptera; Pyralidae. The transcript has 4 exons.
AUAAGUAGUCAAACAGUAGGUAGGUAGGUACCUUCCUUGAAUAUAAUAAAUAAUUGUUUUACCCAGUGAUAUAUAGCGAUUUAUUACAAAUAAAUACAACAAUUCUUGACAAUCUAAUAAAACAUGAUUGAGACCUGCUCUAAACGAUGCAUGUUGCUAGGAACUGUAAGUUUGGGAAUCUUGACACUAGUAGUGUUGAUUUUAGAGUCACAUCUGGCUGAUACGCUUUCUGGUACCCAGAGGAGAAAUAAAACAUUCCCAACAGAAACAAAUUCAACUUGUUAUCAACAUAAGCCAUAUAAGAUAAUAAGUGAAUGUCAUCCUUGUUCAGACUUUGAAAUCAAAAGUGAGAGCAUAGGUGUAUGUAAACAUACCAGUUUCAAGGAAAUCUUACAAUGUGAUAAUGGAGAAAUGGUAACCAGAAGCUGUGACAGAGUUGCAUACUUAGAAGAAAGAGCCUAUUGGAAGUUCACUAUAUGGUCUUUUGUGACCGGAGCAGCUUCUUCCAUCGCUGUUAUGUUAAGGAUGAGAGUACUAAACUACAGGGCCAAGAGGAGAGCUCGGCAGAUCCUGAGCAAUGGAUCAAUAUAGUUCUUUAAUCAUUAACAUUUUUUUUAUUACAAAUCAUAUGAAUCUGAAAAAAUAUUAUGUUCAUAAAUGGUCUGAAAGGCAUAUGAGUUUUUUAUAACAUAUGCUAAGUUGUUGUGUUUAAAAGCCAAAAGCAAUUGGGUGAUUCAAUGUAACAAGUGAGACUAUUGAAGAAUUAGGUAUAUUAAAACUAUUUAUUAAUCAAAAAGUAUUUUUAAUAACUCUGAAAUAACUUUAACAUUGACACUAUUCCCUAAUAACCUGUAACACUGUUUCAUAGUGAUAUUAUCUGGAAAGGCAUAGUUUUUCGGGAAUGCCAUUAAUGCUAGAACUUCCUUGGGGGUGAAGUAACGUAAUUUUAAUGUUUGUAAGCAUUUCACAUACUCUUCACUACCAUACUCAUGCAUAUUUGCCAUUUUAAAACAAUUCUCUAUUGCUUCUGGACCUGCCUCGGUGAACACUGAUCCAGUACCAUCAACAUAAUGAGUAUAUGCUUUUGUAAAACAGCAUGUUCUGCUGGACUCUUUGUGACAAACAUCAAAUACAUUCCCCUUUCGUAAGAAUUUGUCUUUAACUAAGAAUGUUUCAGGCACAACAGUUUCUAAAAUAUCAUCCAAUGCAUAUGGUUUUCCAAAUUCCUGUGGAAGUUGGGUUAUCUGCAAAAAGAAAAAAUGAACCUAUGUUCAAUGUAAUCUUUUGUAACCUAUAUGCUAGAGGCAGACAAGUAAUUAUCAUUUUAAUCAAUGUUAGAAAUUUUUCAACUGGGAUUAUUUUUUACAUAAAUUCCCAUUUGUCCCCAGGGGGGACCAAAUAAUUGUAUCAAAUUUGUGCAACUUACAAGUUCUCCUUUUCUCUUGAAAUUCCAUAAAGCAUCAGUUCUUCUAGCAAUGCAAUAGUAUCUCAAACGUUUAUUUGGUAUACCAACAGAAGAUGGGCAUAAAAGAAAUUCUUGAUAAUCAAAUUUAAUCUCUUCGAGCUUCUCAAUAAAGAAAUUCCUCACAGUGGAGUUCUCAAAACCCUUUACAUUUUCCAUUAAAAUAUAUUCAACUGUGUCUAAUUCACUUAGGAUGCCAAUUAAAUACAAAAACGAAUUUGUUCUUGGAUCAUUAUGAUCAAGGAACUUGCCAUUUCUUGUGAAAGGCUGGCAUGGUGGGGACAUUAAGAUAGUAUUUACAUUAUAACCCUUAAGUUCUGAUAAGGUCAGGGCUUGAAUAUUCCUAGUUAUUAAAUUCGUUUUGGGAAAAUUGUAGGUGUAAACUUCAUUAGCCACAGUAUUGAUAUCAACAGCUGUUAUUAUUUCGCCUGGCAAUUUGGAAUC